AGUGAAACUUGUUAAGUUUAUUAUAAACGUUCACUUGACAUGGAUUUCUACUUCAAGUGAGAACAAGUUGAUUGAUAAACGAUGUACCCAAAUGAAACUCUGCCGAAUUGGAAUUAGGUGGAUAAGUGGUACCAUACUCAAAUUCGAGGAACAGCUCAAGUAAGCGAGUCGUGUUGUUUUCCAGCAAGUGAAGUGAUCGGUAGUGUUGAGGUAGUGACGUUUAAUAGUUACAAAUGGUUGGUGGAUGUAUGUUAAAGCCAUGUUGUCUUACUGUUCGUUAUUAGUAUGCGCAUGUGCUCUUUCAAAUUUAAUUGCGUCAGUUAACUCGGGACCAUGGGCGAGUCCAGCCCAGGAGAAACUCGACGAAAUUCACGACGCAGAAAUCUACAAUGCAGUCGUUAGUUCUAUAAAAGAAUGGGAAGCUCGAAAGCAGCUCGAUAGGAGAGAGAAAAGAGAAACACCGCAAGCUUGUUACGAAGAUCUUGGGUGUUUUGAGGUAGAGGGACCGUUCGCGUAUUUGGAAAUGGUGCCGGGGCCGCCCGAAGACGUGAACACCAAGUUUUUCUUGUAUCCUAGUCAUAAAAGUAGAAAAAGCGGAUUUACACAUUUGGAAAUUCCGUUUUCGAAUUUGUCCGAUGCGUUUAACUGGGGCGACAGGGGAUUUAAUAAGGAACUUCCGACGAAAGUUCUAAUUCACGGUUUCGGUAGCGACUGUAGUCAUAUAUGGGUAUAUGAAAUGCGCAGCGCGUUAAUGGCUGUUGAGGAGAUGAACCUCAUUUGCGUGGACUGGUCAAAGGGUGCCGAAUUGCCCAACUACGUAAAAGCGGUGAUUAAUACCAGGUUGGUUGGGAGGCAGGUAUCGAAUUUGCUGAAGGGGUUAAUGGAAAAGUCGGGGCUGAUGGAGAGUAAAGUGCACUUGAUCGGUUUCAGUUUGGGUGCCCAUGUGGCGGGUUUCGCGGGCGCUAACCUGGGAAAUAUCAGUCGAAUCACCGGUCUUGAUCCGGCUGGUCCAUUAUUUGAAUCACAAGACCCACGCGCGAGAUUGGACCAAACCGAUGCGCAUUUCGUGGACGUUAUCCAUAGUAAUGGGGAAAAUCUCAUUUUGGGCGGGUUGGGUUCUUGGCAACCUUUGGGCCACGUUGACUUUUACCCGAAUGGUGGCAGGAUGCAAAAGGGAUGUUCCCAUAUUUUCUUGGGAGCCGUUACUGACAUUAUUUGGUCAUCAUCAAUAGAGGGUCGUUCUUUAUGCAAUCAUAGAAGAGCCUAUAAAUUUUUUACGGAUUCCGUUUCUCCACGUUGCCAUUUUCCUGCAUUUCCUUGCAAUUCUUACGGUGAUUUUUUGGAAGGGAAUUGCUUCCCCUGCACGGAUGAGCGAGAGUGCGGAAAUAUGGGAUACUACGCUGAUCGCUGGCACGGAAGAGGACAGCUUUUUCUUAUUACAAGGGAAGAAGAACCGUUUUGUGCGCAUCAAUACAAAAUAAAUAUUAAAACGAGCAGUACGGAUGUUCCCGUCGUUAGUUACGGAAAACUGCAGGUCAUGUUGUUGGGAGAUUCAACUUUAAAUGAAACCUUUGUAAUGACUAAAAAGGAUGACGAGGAAAUGGUCCUUGGGCACGAGAUCUCUAGAAUGUUUGUACCCCAUCCCAUACUAGCUGAUCCCACCAAAAUCGAAAUACUGUACACAGCCUACAGCGGAUGGAUAUCGUCUGGAUUAACGCACUGGAAAAUUGAUAAAAUCACAUUGAGUGAUAGCUUCGGACAAAUAUCUUCAAUUUGUCAGAAGUCGAUUAUUUUAGAAUCUGGAAAGCCAUUGGUGCUGCCUUUACAUAAAGGCGAUUGUCAGCUGCAGGAAAUUGCAAACAAUACCGAAGACCAAAAUUCAACUAGUGCAGAAACUCUUGAAAAGACAGAAAAUAGACUUUCAUUAAGCAACGCCAUAUCAAUAUUUAACAUUCCAUGGCUAGUAAAUAGUGAUAAAGAGAAUGCGGUUGAGGACGAAAAAGAAACGAGUCGCGCGUUGAACGUCAAAUAUGAGGAAGAUUCGCCCAACUUCAAUCACACCAACAACGCUACUCCACACGAAAUUGUGGAACCAGUCUUGAAAGCGCAAAAUCGCAAGAAUGCCAGAGCUCAUAGCUACGUGGAUGACAAAUCGGAAAUCUCAGAGCCAAUCUUAGGCUCCACAACAACCAAGAAGGCGUUUGACAACGAGGACUUAUCCAAACGAAACGCUCGACAGGAGCCAUUCGAUUUUUACGACACGGGUAAAGACGAAUGGUCCGCAGUUAGUGCAAGGGACGUAAACGUGUUGAAAGGAGAAGAACGCAACAAACACACCACAGAAAAACCCGCGGAAUUCGGUGGAUUUAGCUCGAUCUUCACCACAGUACAAAUUUUACCGGUCAAGCUUGCUAGGAUGUUUGAACAAGCCGAGAAGUAUGCGAGAGAAACGAUUUUGCCAUUUGUGAGCGCACACACUCCGAAAAUCAUACGAGAUUUUAUUGCACCCGAUCGGUCCAUCAAGUACUUGCCACUGAGCUUUGACGAUACAAUCCCUAUCAAUAUUACAAAGCACAUUGGGUCGGAAACUUUCGAUCUAGCAACAAGUUCCGCAAAUCCAAUAUCAACAAGCUACAGUCACAUACAAAAGAUUUCUAAAAGGAAGGAGUUUGGGUCACACGAGUCUGGGCGGGAUUUUUCCGAAGAAAAUCUAACCGAUGAGAAGUUGGGUCAGUUUAGUUCCUCAGAUGAGGACGUACGAUCGGAUGACAAGAUUUACGUCAACCUACCGGUGAUUGACAAGAACGUUCAGCCUCUGAAGUAUAUACCUAUUACUAAGAGUGGAGCCAAUUAGAUGUGUUGUAAAUAGUGCCUGUUAUGUAAAUAUUUCCUUUUUUGUUUACAUAAAUUUUUUACGAAAAAUAAAUACUAUUUAUACUA
Messenger RNA from Photinus pyralis (common eastern firefly), 2940 nucleotides. RefSeq lists its product as uncharacterized. The coding region runs from base 245 to 2854 and encodes 869 amino acids. The transcript has 11 exons. The record is from RefSeq and is a predicted model, not a curated record. Gene Ontology annotation, molecular function: lipase activity. Gene Ontology annotation, biological process: lipid metabolic process. Lineage: Eukaryota; Metazoa; Arthropoda; Insecta; Coleoptera; Lampyridae.